GCACAUGGAAGGACAAUCUUGUCCUGACCGCCUCAUUCUUUCAGUGAGAAGGUGAUAUGGGCAGAACUGUGGAGGAGGCACUUACACGUAUGAACAGCUAGUAGAAGUUUUCUUUUAGCCGUUUUCCACAGAAAUAUGCUUCAGAGACAGCCUCAACACAGUCAAUGAAACUUUUACAGCCAGAGAAACGGAACUGGGUGCCACAGACAGAGACGCACCUUUGACAGGUGGUUCUACAGGAAGGACGGGGGCUGGAAAAGAUGUUGAAACACAGACUCGUAUUCAAGAACUGAUUCUUUAAGACUGGGAAUCGUUUUCCAGGGAAUAAGGGGAUUUGAAUUCAAACCGUGUGGUUGUCUGAAACCUCAAAAUUCAAGGGCUUGAUGGAUACGAUGCUGAUUCCAGACCAGUGGCAGGCCGGCACUCUGGGGUCACCAUCAUGGGCAAUGUGACUCCCAGCGAUGUGCUGGAGAGGAUCCACUUCCAGUACAACUUCCUGGCCCUGGCACUGGGCAUUCCGCUCAUCCUGAUCAUCAUCCUGGGGAACGUCCUGGUGUGUCUGAGCGUGCUCACCGAGCGCUCCCUCAAAACCGCCACCAACUACUUCAUCGUUAGCCUGGCUGUGGCGGACCUGCUGCUGGCUGUGCUGGUCCUGCCUCUGUAUGUUUACUCAGAGUUUCUGGGUGGGAUAUGGACCCUGAAUACCUACAUCUGUGAUGCGUUGAUGACCAUGGACGUGAUGCUCUGCACCGCUUCCAUUCUUAACCUGUGCGCCAUUAGCAUCGACAGGUACAUAGCGGUGGUGGUCCCUCUGAAGUACAACAGGAACCAGUUCAGCCUCCGGCAGCUCAUCCUGAUCGCCGCCACCUGGGUUCUGUCCCUGGGCGUGGCCAGCCCUGUCAUCUUCGGGCUGAACCAGGUGCCGGGGCGCGACGCCAGUGUGUGCAAGCUGGAGGACGAUAACUUCGUGGUGUACUCGUCCGUCUGCUCCUUCUUCGUGCCGUGCCCCGUCAUGCUGCUGCUGUAUUACUGGAUGUUCCGGGGUCUGCGGCGCUGGAGCGCCAGCCGCCGCUCCCACCUGCUGUCCGCCGACCGGCCCUUCUCCCUCAGCCUGCGCAGCCUCCGCCGCCACCGCAGGUCAAAGGUCAAGUACCUGAUGCCCAGCCUGAGCCCGGGCGUCGGCGCCGACGCAGCCGACACGGCGCCCAGCCCCGCCCCCGAGGGCGACCCCGUCACCCAGGCGGACAGCGCAUCGGACGGCGAGGCCCCCGAGAGGGCGCUGGAGGGCAGCCUGAAGGCCAACGGGCUGCGGGGUCACGGGUCCGAGAGGGGAUCCCACGGCAAGAGCAGCCGAGUGAGCGGCCGCGAGCGCAAGGCCAUGAAGGUGCUGCCCGUGGUUGUAGGUGUGUUCCUGGCCUGCUGGACGCCCUUCUUCGUGGUCCACGUCACCAAGGUGCUCUGCGUGUCCUGUGACAUCGGGCCGACGCUCAUCUCCGUGGUUACGUGGCUUGGCUACGUCAACAGUGCGGUCAACCCCAUCAUCUACACUGCCUUCAACACCGAAUUCAGGAAUGUCUUUCACAAACUCCUUUGCUGCCAGACAUAG
Megalops cyprinoides (Indo-Pacific tarpon) is the source of this 1606-nucleotide messenger RNA. Its product is annotated as D(4) dopamine receptor-like. The record is from RefSeq and is a predicted model, not a curated record. NCBI's taxonomy places the organism in Eukaryota, Metazoa, Chordata, Actinopteri, Elopiformes, Megalopidae. The transcript has 5 exons. Bases 440 to 1606 code for a protein of 388 amino acids. Gene Ontology annotation, molecular function: dopamine neurotransmitter receptor activity, coupled via Gi/Go; G protein-coupled receptor activity. Gene Ontology annotation, biological process: adenylate cyclase-activating adrenergic receptor signaling pathway; adenylate cyclase-inhibiting dopamine receptor signaling pathway. Gene Ontology annotation, cellular component: plasma membrane.